AUGAAUGAAGAAAUUAGGGCAGGGGUAUCGUAUAUUGGCCAAGACUGCAGAGAGAUCCCAGAAUUUCUAGGAAGAAACUAUGGACACAUUGCAAAGAGGUUGGAUCUUAGCUUCAACUUGUUAAGGUCGCUGGAAGGACUGGAGACGUUUUGCUGCUUGGAGGAGCUGAUCUUGGACAACAACCUCCUCGGGAAUGACCUCCGGUUGCCCAGGUUACCGUACCUCCAUACCCUGAUGCUCAACAAGAACCAAAUCACAGAACUGGAAAAGCUGCUGGAUCACUUGGCGGAAGUGGCACCUUCCUUGGAGUACCUCAGUUUGCUGGGAAAUUCAGCAUGCCCCAAUGAGCUGGUCUGCAAAGAUAAGGAUGAGGGAGACUACCAAAGAUACAGGUAUUUUGUUCUGCACAAAUUAAGCAACUUGAAGUUUCUGGAUUCUCGAAAAGUCAGCCGAAGCGAGCAUGAAGAAGCCGCCCUGAGAGGGGCUUUUAUGAAAGUGGUGAAACCCCCGGAUUCUAAGCCCUCAAGCGAUGGCGCUGCCAAUUCCCCUGAAGUGCACUAUACACCACUUCCAACUGGAUCAAGGGACCUUACCAACCAUAGAGGUGUUCUAGGGAAAUGCCGCUACGUCUACUACGGGAAGCAUUCCGAGGGCAACCGGUUCAUCCGGGACGACCAGCUCUGA
Molecule: messenger RNA, 684 nt
Organism: Euleptes europaea (tarantolino)
Lineage: Eukaryota; Metazoa; Chordata; Lepidosauria; Squamata; Sphaerodactylidae
Gene: LRMDA
Product: leucine rich melanocyte differentiation associated
Exons: 7
Coding region: 1-684 (227 amino acids)
Biological process (GO): melanocyte differentiation
Molecular function (GO): protein binding
Source: RefSeq, a predicted model, not a curated record